This is a messenger RNA of Tuber aestivum (summer truffle), 1964 nucleotides long. Lineage: Eukaryota; Fungi; Ascomycota; Pezizomycetes; Pezizales; Tuberaceae. The record is from the annotation of a GenBank genome assembly.
AUGCGGAUUUCUUUUCUCCCUGCGCUUUUGGGCGUUUUCGCUUUAUCCGGUGCUGCACAAACCUCGGACAAAUGCCCGCAAGCCACGGGAGCCGUCGCCUCUCACUCUAAUUGCCGCUGUUUUCCAGGGGACCCUUGCUGGCCGUCAACACAGAAAUGGGGCGAAUUGAACGCCACAGUCUCUGGAAAAUUGAUCGCUACAGUUCCCCUCGGCGCUCCUUGCCAUGCACCCGAUUACGAUGCAUCCAGAUGCCAGUAUAUCAAGGAAAAUUGGCACUCUCCUGAACUCCAGUAUGUGGACCCCCCUCCAUCUCUGUCCCGAGAACCCCCAAUGGGUAGAGCCAAGUUACUGAUCGAUCAUUGCAGCGACAAAUCCUCGAGUUCAAUUAUGGCCUCAUUCUACGCUAACAGGAGCUGCGAUCCUUUCAUGCCCGUUGACAGUCCAUGUCAGGUUGGUGCUUAUGUUCGCUAUGCCAUCAAUGUCACUGAGCCGGCGGAUAUUAUUGCGGGCAUUGAAUUUGCCAAGAAGAAUAAUGUUCGCCUGGUCAUCCGCAAUACGGGUCAUGAGUAAGCAUGACCUCUCUUCUAGUUAACUAAUUGGAUACGGGUUAAUUUGGUUGUUUCAUGUAGCUUUCUUGGUAAGUCCUCCGGACCUGGAUCACUGUCUCUCUGGACCCACCACCUUAAGGAUAUCGAAUACAUCCCUGAAUACAAAUCGGAGGCCUAUCAUGGGCCAGCGCUCAAGGUUGGCGCCGGAGUCCAGGGUAUCGAGGCGUUUACCGCUGCGGACAAGAACGGUGUCGUUGUUGUCGGAGGCGUGUGCCCUUCGGUCGGUAUUGCCGGUGGAUACACUCAGGGUGGUGGCCAUUCAAUAUUGAUGGGCAAGUAUGGUCUCGGGGCUGAUCAGACCCUUGAGUUUGAGGUUGUGACUGGAGAGGGCAAACAUGUCAAUGCAAGCAAGACCGAGAAUACGGACUUGUAUUGGGCCCUCAGCGGUGGUGGUGGAAGUACAUACGGUGUUGUCACCUCCAUGACUGUCAAGGCGCACAAAGAUGCCCCCAUGGCCGUCGCAGAGUAUUCCUUCAGAACUAGCACUGAUGAUGCCUCUAUGGAUAAAUUUUACGACGCUCUCGACUUUCUCCACCAAAUGGCCCCCGGGUACUUUGACCGCGGUGGCUACAGCUUCAAUAUCUACUCUAAGGGAUCCUUGCCUCUUGGCUAUUUCUUCGGCCCCGAGUGGACCAAGGAAGAUACAGCUGCCUUUUUCCAACCAUGGGUUGAGAGGCUUGAGUCUCUUGGCUUGCAAUACUCUCUCAACAUCACCGAGCACCCCAGCCAUCUUGCUGCCUAUAACUCGAUGAACAACCCCGAAACCAUAGGAGCCUCACAGUCUGGCGGUCGCAUAAUCCCGAAAGGCACUAUCCUCAACAAGCGGGCCCAAUUCAAUCAAGUUAUCAAGAAUAUCGUUGAAGACGGAGCCGACAUGCUCGAGAUCGUGGCUCACCCCACCUUGGAGGUUGCCGGGAAUCCAGAUAAUGCCGUUCUCCCCGCUUGGCGUGAUAGCGCAAUUUUCCUUAUUGUCGCGAUGUUAGUAUUUCAUUUUCUCGAUUUUGAUUUUGAUUCUGAUCUUUUUUCCAAAAAAAGAAACAUCUGGAAACUAACGUGGAUUUUUCUAGCCCUUUUAACGACACCGUAGAAUGGUCUCAGAUGCUCGAAGAUCAAAAGACUAUCACCAAGUGGGGCGGACUGUUGCGCGAGUUGGCUCCCGAAUCCGGCGCCUAUAUGAACGAAGCCGAUGCCAACGAGCCCAACUUCAAACGCGAGUUCUACGGAAAAAACUAUGCCAGACUCCUCUGUGUCAAGAACAGGUACGAUCCUGCUGGUAUCUUCUAUGCCCUUACGGCAGUGGGAAGUGAUGCCUGGACUCAGAGCCCCGAUGGAAGACUCUGUAAAACCAAUCCCUAG